CAUGCGCCGUGCUAAUUGCCUCGCUGGUAUCCACGGCAAUUGCAUGGAGGAAGAUGCUGUAUCUAUGGUGCCCAAAACGCUCAGUGGAGAAGAAGGCAAACUGUCAUUGCUCUGCUGCUGUGUCUCUCUGGAAUUUACUGACGAAAGACGAGUCUUUUUGGUUGCAAAACGAUGUUUUCUCACUUUCAACUUGGAGCGUAUUCGCCGACUGUUCGACUGAUGUAUUCAGUUGGAAAAUGGGCAGUUAGAAAGGUGAAAGCAGCUAUCAAGAAAGGAAAAGAUGGUGAUGCGACGGAAAAAGUUGUUUUAGCUGCAACUAAAGAGCAGUUACCAGAUGAUGAUGAUCUCUCAAUGUUCCAUAAAGUUACUUUCAGUCCCAGUGUACCAUCCUCAUUCGUGAUGUCUACCGAUGCUGACGACGAUAUGUCCUCCUACAGCGAGAGCGACAGCUCUCUCGAGGAAGCAUCUCUAGAACUUAAAGAUUUCUUAGAUAUUUCUCCAGCUAUGGAAUCUUCGAGUCUUUCCACUAUUGUAAGGACCAGGAGUCUAAUCGAUUUGAGGGAGAAGCCACAGCCGAGUUGCCGUUUGGGGAAAUCAUUGUCUUUACCUUCGCUAGCAAUGAAAGACGCUGAAGAAAAGAAUGGUGGUGAAAAGCAAUGUCCAUGCGAAAGUUUUGCUCAAAAAAGCAGUGAGGAUAAUGAUACGUGUACUGGUCCACCUGCCUCUAGUUUUUACUCUACUCCUACAAUUAAGAAAGGAAAGAGCCGCGAAGAUUUGCAAGGAGAGAGGCCUAAUGAGAUAAAGUAUCGGUGGACUCUGUCUCUACCCAAUGUUAACAAGUAUUCUUCUAUGUCAUCGGCUACUUACGAUGAAAUGAGCUGUGCUUAUUUUUCUUCGGAAGAAGAAUACUUUGGGGACUAUAGUACUGACUUUGAGAUUAAGGAAGCUGUUACAAUAGCUCCUUCUUUGACUUCCGUCGUAAAAAAGAAGAACGUGGAAGGAAAGCAUCAACCAAUGCAGUCAUUCUCUCUACCCUCUCUCAAUACAUGGCAGUCUCGUAACUUCGAUGGCAAUCUUUCUCUACUUACUUCAAUGCGACAGAAGUCUCAAUCGUUAAACCUUCAUUUUCCAGUCAAACAGAAUAUAUCGUUUCCUGGAGCAUCAAGGCCACUGUCUUGGCUUACUAAAAAUGAAAGUAAAGCUGCUAGCUCUCCUACUAGGAGUCCUCCUAUAUGGAAGAUUAAAGAGUGGGAAAUAGAGUCAUGGUUUCCAACAUGUACUGCUACAGCUCCCCAAGUAUUGCAGAGGAGGUCUUUCUCUGAGCCUUACUUAGGAAAAUCAAGCACUAUACGAUUGAAAUUUAGCUACUCACUACCCAAACUGCACUCCUUCUCUAGUGGCUACAUGUCACAGAAACGCUCUCCUAAUCCCUCAAUUUCCUCUCUAUUGAAGUAUAGCUCAAGGCUUGCAGUUACUGGAGCUCAAAUAUUUUCUGAAGAUGAAGAUAAAGCAUGCAAUUCUACUGCUGAAGAGAAGGCAUGCCCUACUGAUACAAAAUAUCAACUUGUUACUGUUGAGCAGAAGGCAUGCCCUACUACUUCCAGUGUUCAACCUGUUACUAUUAAUGAGAAGGCACACUCUACCGUUAUAAGUGUUCGACACUUUACUGUUGAAGAGAAGGUAUAUCCUACUAUUGAAACUGCUGAACGUGUUUAUAUUGAAGAGGAGACUAAAGAGAAGGAAUCUUCUACUAAUACGAGUGCUCAACCUACUACUAAAGGGAAGAAAUCUUCUACUAAUACGAGUUCUCAACCUACUACUAAAGGGAAGGAAUCUUCUACUAAUACGAGUUCUCAACCUACUACUAAAGAGAAGGAAUCUUCUACUAAUACGAGUUCUCAACCUACUACUAAAGGGAAGGAAUCUUCUACUAAUACGAGUGCUCAACCUACUACUAAAGAGAAGGAUUCUUCUACUAAUACGAGUUCUCAACCUACUACUAAAGGGAAGGAAUCUUCUACUAAUACGAGUGCUCAACCUACUACUAAAAAGAAGGAAUCUUCUACUAAUAGUAAAGAUGCUGAUCCGAGCAUUCAAUCUACUAAUAAUAAAGAAAUAAUUCUUCAACCAGAAGUACCCAAAUUGGGUGGAUUGAUAGGACUAAAGAAUUCAAAAAACUCUUGCUAUUUAAAUGCAGUAUUGCAGUGCGUCAGUCAUACAACGAAACUGACUGAUUACUUUUUGUCUGGUGAAGCUAAAAAGGAACCUGGUUACUCGAGUAAAAUAAUUGGAGCUUACAAUAGUUUCUUAAAAGAUAUGUGGAUGCCUAAAGAAAAUACUAAAGCUGUAUUGCCUCGCCGCAUUCGCGCAGCUCUAACACCCUCCAUUGAUAUCCUUCAGGAAAAUGGUCAAGAAGAUGCUCAAGAGUUUCUUCAGUAUUUAUUGCCUUGUCUUCAUGAUCACAUUAAUAAACCUCCUUUGGAUUCUCCAAGAACCAAAGCACUCAAAAGAAAUAAUGGUUUGAUAAGUAUUACUCCUCCUGUGCCAAUCUCUUCAGAAUUUAUGAAAAGUUGCUUUUCAGAACUAUUUAUGGGUCAGACUAAGAGCAGCCUCACUUGUCACAAGUGCAGUAGAACCUCAUCAAGUGUUGAAAGCUUCUGGAAUCUUUCCCUACCACUUCCUACAAAAGGCUUAUUUAGCAAGUAUGUUUCAUUCACAUUGUCGGAUUGUUUCCGACUAUUUGCAGCUGAGGAGAAACUUAUAAAAGAGAACAGACCUAGGUGUAGUAAAUGUGGUACCCUGCAGAACUUCAGUAAGAAACUGGAAGUUCAAAAGUUCCCUGAAUCCUUCAUAUUACAUCUCAAGAGGUUUUCAUUUCAAGAUGGUCACCUUGUCAAACUGACCUCAGCAGUAAAGGUUCCCACUACACUGAGUGUAAAAGAAAUAGCAGCAGAUAAAGAAUCUGCUAAAUCAUUUUAUUAUGAACUCUAUGGUGUUAUUCAUCAUUCUGGUUAUUUGGAUGGUGGCCAUUAUCAGGCUGACUGCAAGCACAAUGGCAAAUGGUAUAAUUUCAAUGAUGACAUUGUAUCUAAAAAGAGUACUGCUGAGAUAACAGUCCCUUCAUCCUCUCCUUAUUUAUUAUUUUAUGAGAAGAAGCAAUUUGAAGUGAAGGCCUCAUGAGCUUACGCUAUAGAAAUGUAUUAUAAUAAACUGACUUCAUUUCAAAUAAUUUAAGUACUAGUACUCUGACAUGCAAAUAAUUAUACAUACACACAUGUAGUGAGUAUACAUGUAAUUAAUUUAGCUA
Messenger RNA from Amphimedon queenslandica, 3307 nucleotides. Its product is annotated as ubiquitin carboxyl-terminal hydrolase 8-like. Gene Ontology annotation, molecular function: cysteine-type deubiquitinase activity. The record is from RefSeq and is a predicted model, not a curated record. NCBI's taxonomy places the organism in Eukaryota, Metazoa, Porifera, Demospongiae, Haplosclerida, Niphatidae. The transcript is spliced from 11 exons. The coding region runs from base 172 to 3180 and encodes 1002 amino acids. Gene Ontology annotation, biological process: protein deubiquitination.